GCGAUAACUCUGAUGGGCUGGUAAUAGGAAGUAUUAAUUUAUUUCGAUUAUUGUACCAGGUUUCAGUGUAUUUAUCACAGAGUAAUUUCUUUACAAUUUUCUUAAAUCUAUACUGACUAAAAUCUCUUAACGGAUAUCCAAUUUUAAUAUAUUCUAAAGCUUUUUCUACUAGUGAGUACCAUGACAGUUUGCUGUUUAAAUGUAAAGAUUUACUACAUAGAUAAGCAUCCUUAAGUAGUUUAAAUUCAUUUUGGUUUUCAAGCCUGUACCAAUAACAAAUGAUUGAUUUCAAAAUAUCAUGAUGUAGAGGAAAUCUCCCCAAUUCUGAUAGUACAGCAAAAUUUGUACUUUUCUUAUGUACACCCAGAAUACAUAUAUAGCCUAAGUCUUAGUAAAUGUAGAGAUCUGUUGUAAUUACGAGAUAAUUAUUUCGUAAAUUACGAGAUUUUUUCUUGCAUUUAUCUUGUAAUUACGAGCUAGUGGAAGUUUAAUAAAAAAAAUUAUAUUAUGAUACUAGGCCUAAUAGCCUUUCGUAUACAUCAUGUUUGGAGAAGGGAAGGGGGCACUAAGUUAGAAUAAUGACGUAGAAUGAGUAAUGUCACGUGGACAAAAGGCGAUAGCGAGGCUUGUGCAGAUUGGCCGCCAUUUUCUUGGGGUAGUGACCGAUUUCGUUGUUAAUUUUGAGGAAGAUUCAGUAAACUACUAAAAGAGGGAUUGUGACAUUUGUGAAAUAUAUAAACAAAAGACCUUAAGGACAGUUAUUUUAUCAUAGACAAUUGUGUGUUAAUAGUUUGAGUGUGAUGUCUGCAAGCAUUGAUCAGAGGACGAAAGGACAGCCAAAUCAAGUGGCAAAUGGAUCUGUUAAAGAAACCGUGAAAGACGAAGAAUUCGAACCCUAUUUGCAGCAGGCCCCUCACCAGGGAGGAUAUAAUACUGCCCCAAUGUCGAGUCCAGGCGUGUCAGACCCUUUUAUGCCAAGUUAUUACACUCAAGCCAUGCCCUUUACCCCAUACAUGAAUCAAGGAAUCGGUGAUGGAAGUGCUUGGUCAAAUGGUACGGAUGCUGCGACUAUGUUAUCUUUUGGAGGCUAUGACUAUAAUGGAAUUUUCGGAGGCUUUGGAUAUCCUCAGUUUGGAUGGCAGCCAGAUUAUUCUGGUGGCAAUGACUAUUGGAACACUGCAACUCAAGGAAGGCAAAAGGAUACGCGAGUUUAUGAGCAAGACUAUUAUCGGCCUGAAAAUAUGAUACCCUCUGAUCCGUACAUGAAUGGUGAAUUUGAUGGAAGAGACCCUUCAGGGAUGAACAGUGUUGAACAAGGGUUGAAAGGCAUGAAUAUUGCUGGGGACGGUCCUGUAGACCCCAAUAUGGUGAAUGAAUCUGGACAUUUGGAGCAAAAUGGAGGUAGUGUCUCAGCGCAGUCCAACGGUAGUAUGUCGGCACCAAAGAAAACUUCUUGGGCUGCUAUCGCCAGUCAGCCUGCAAGACCUCAGCCGAAACUUCAGCCUAGGCCAAUUCCUCGUGCCCCCAUGAAUCCUAAGAAUUUGGACAUUGGUACUUGGGAUCAGAGAAAUAACCCCGGAAACAAGCAGGGAGUGAAUGGAGGUAACCAGCAGAGAAAUUCAUGGUCAGCACCUAGAAGUAGAACAAUGAAUAACAACUAUUCUGGAAAUUCUAAUUCAAACCAAUCAUCAAACGCGUCUGGUAGUAGUGGGCAGGGAGCAGUCCAGGCAUCCGCUUCAGGAAGCUCUGCGUCAAACCACCCAGUACUGGAAAAACUACGCUCGGCUAACCAAUACAAUCCUCGUGAUUUUAACUUGAAUCCACGUGGGGCUCGUUUUUUCAUCAUCAAAAGCUACUCGGAAGAUGACAUUCACCGUUCGAUCAAGUACAGCAUUUGGUGUAGCACAGAUCACGGAAACAAGAGACUGGACCAGGCAUUUAAGGAGCGCGAUAGUAAAGGACCCAUUUACUUGUUCUUCAGUGUGAAUGGAUCUGGACACUUCUGUGGAAUGGCCCAAAUGAUGUGUAGUUUGGACUAUGGAAAACAAGCUGGCGUCUGGGCUCAGGACAAGUGGAGAGGCCAAUUUGAAGUGAAAUGGAUCUAUGUGAAGGACGUACCCAACUCCCAGUUGCGACACAUUCGUUUGGAGAACAAUGAAAACAAACCUGUGACCAAUUCAAGAGACACACAGGAAGUUCCCCCUGAGAAAGGAAAAUUAGUUCUCAAAAUCAUGCACACCUACCGCCACACCACGUCCAUCUUUGAUGACUUUGGACAUUAUGAAAAACGGCAAGAGGAAGAUGGUGUCGAUAAAACUGUUAGCGCAAAACCCUCAUCGGGAGGUCGAGAUAGGGAACAGUAAACCAACAUCACUUCUGAUGUUUGCUGUUCCAAACAAAGGAAAAGUGCAAAGAUUCUUGGAUUUAAUUAGAUUAGCUGAAAAAAGUUCUUAAUAAUUAAUCAUGCCAAUUAUAAUCAUUCACUGAUGUAUUCUACUGAUGAUGUCACUGUCACUUUGAAUGAAUUUUUUUCUUUUUCGAUUCCGGGAAUUCGGAUUUGAGAUUUUCUGGAUUUUCUGUUGAGCAACUUCAGGAGGUGGACUUCGGAGGCAGUAUCCUUUUCACGUGGAACAAAGUUCUCGGUGUGAAUGUGUGGAACCAGGGUUUUAGUGGGAGAGCAUCUUUGAAAUGAAAAGUGCACUCAGAUACAGCAUUUACUUGAAAUUGAAAAGAUUUUUGAAAAAAAAAGUGUGGGGAUAACCACUUGCACUUGUGUUACUAAUACUUGAAGCUCGUCAAGUAUGGUGCUCAACUUAUUUCAUGUUACUUGAGAAUGUGCAGCGGCAUGGUGAAAAAAAUUGUAUGUUUGCAAAAUGUUUUCCAAUUCAGUGAUGCAAUGCUCAGGGAUUUAAUGCCUCUGGAUUUAAACAGAAGAUGGACAUUUUAAUAGACAAGUCCCAAGAUGCAUUAUUUUAAUCCUUUUGUGGUGCAAACUCUGAUUAUCAAAGACAGACACCUAAAAUAUUAGACUUCCAUGGUUUUAUUUUCUAAGGAGUAAACACCAAAGUUGAAGAGGGAAAUAGUGAUUCUUCAUUAGAAAAUCAAAAACCUCUGUGACAGAAAUUUUUGUGUUUUUUUUUUUACCACUGGCAUUCCUGUGGAAGUGAUUCUGUGAAGGGGAAAAUGGAUGCUGUCAGCACUGUGUGCUCUGUAUUCCUACUUGUGUCAACAGGCUGUUUAAAAGUCCAGUUAAUCUCAAAGAAUUAAAGAAAAUAUUACUGUC
This is a messenger RNA of Ostrea edulis (European flat oyster), 3283 nucleotides long. Its product is annotated as YTH domain-containing family protein 3-like. The transcript is spliced from 5 exons. Gene Ontology annotation, biological process: mRNA destabilization. Gene Ontology annotation, cellular component: cytoplasm. The record is from RefSeq and is a predicted model, not a curated record. Gene Ontology annotation, molecular function: mRNA binding; N6-methyladenosine-containing RNA reader activity. NCBI's taxonomy places the organism in Eukaryota, Metazoa, Mollusca, Bivalvia, Ostreida, Ostreidae. The coding region runs from base 801 to 2363 and encodes 520 amino acids.